GGCGCCCGCAGUGAAAGUGAUUACAACAAGGCAAAAUACUAAAUACAACAACAACAAAUUCAUAGCAACAACUCGAAGUCGACCAUACUUGUGCUACUCGCGUCAUGUGGAUCGGAACACCACUUAUUCUGUUAUUGGCUUUAACGCCACAGGCCAUAAUCAGUGUAAAGCAACGCGAUCUUGAAACUGUAUUUCAGUGGAAACAGCUCGUCUAUGGUUUUCCUACUGAACAAGAUCGUCAAGAGGCGUUGAAUAAUGGCAAUCUCGUGCCCAAUAAUGGUGUACCCGUCGGUUUGGCACUACAUCAUCAUGCACAAAAGGGUACACGCGUAUUCACCACGAUCCCCAGAUUCCAAACAGGCAUUCCAUACACACUGGCGACUGUGAGUGAUACUAAUGAACCGAAUGGCCCUGUGUUGAAUCCAUAUCCAAAUUAUGAAUGGCAGAAUGCUCAUGGACGUGAUUGUAAUAAAAUCACUUCCAUAUUUUGUUUGGCGUUGACAGAGUGUGAUCAGAUGGUGGUUAUUGAUGCCGGCGUUAUUGGCACCACUCAACAUUGUCCGCCACAACUACUGAUAUUCGAUUUAAAUACAGAUACUUUAGUUCAUCGCUAUCGUUUCGAAACAAACGUGUACACGCCAACCGCUUCACUACUCAUCACACCAGUGGUUGUUGUGCACGAUCCUCCUCCAAAAGGCCGCUGCCAACGCCUACAUGUGUACAUUGCUGAUGUUUCGUAUCACGGUCUCGUUAUUUAUGACUCGGAGCAGAAUACCGCUUGGCGUGCCGAGAAUAAAUUCAUGUACCCAGAUCCCGAUUAUGGCACUCACACCAUUGCUGGUGAAAACUUCACGCUGAUGGAUGGCAUAUUUGGUUUGGCCACCGAUCAACGUCAACUCUACUUCCAUCCAUUGGCCAGCAAUAGUGAAUAUGCAGUGCCAUUGAAUGUGUUGAACAAUCGUACCAAUUGGGCUAACAACUCGGGGGCAAUGGAAGAUGAAUUCCGUUCAUUGGGCCAGCGUAGUAGUGAAUGUGCAGCCGAAACGAUGGAUAGUCAGAAUAAUCUCUAUUGUGUUACAUUCAAUCCAAUUAAGUUGACCAUAUGGCAUCCUACUAGGCCAUUUAAUGUAAAACAGGAGUUGCAAGUGCCAGCAGAUCCGCGUCUAAUAGAAUUUGUCAGCGACAUGAAGCUGUUUAAAAACGGUUCAGGCAAGGAAGAAUUAUGGAUGAUAUCAAUUCGUUUUCAGAAAAUGACAACGGGCACUUUGAGUGACAAUGAAGUUAACUUUCGAAUUGUAAGGCGGCCGCUUGAUGACAUGCAGCAUGUGCCUCAUCAGGACCUGAGGCAGCGACUUAUUUUAACAUAAAAUUAUUUAUAAUAUAUUACACUCCAUAUUCAUUAAAAAGAAUUUUAUAUAUAUAAUUUGCCCGAAACCUCAUUUGAAUUAAAAAUACUAUUUACUAAAAUGUUUGUCAUUCGAUUGAUUAUUUUUAAUUACUUUAAUAAACUUUUAAUGUCAAUUCCCAUAAAUUCAAUUAAUA
Molecule: messenger RNA, 1542 nt
Organism: Anastrepha ludens (Mexican fruit fly)
Lineage: Eukaryota; Metazoa; Arthropoda; Insecta; Diptera; Tephritidae
Product: protein yellow-like
Exons: 6
Coding region: 105-1367 (420 amino acids)
Cellular component (GO): extracellular region
Source: RefSeq, a predicted model, not a curated record